AAGCAUCGCUUAUCUACUCAACCAAUCAGACUGGGUUAUGGUGGUUCGGUGAUUCUCCCAUUUUGUAUUCGGUCGUUGUUAUUGUUAUAGUUCGUCGCAUGAUGAAAGAAACCAAAUUAAUUCGAUGUAUCUCAGUAACAUUAUUGAUAUGCCUGAAAAUAGUCCUCUGCAGUCAGUCACAGAAUUCCAUUUUAGUUGGAGGUUGCGCUAUUGAUUCAAAUGUGAAGGUAUGUCAGUGUACAAGAGAUGUUUUGGAAAUUCAAAGGACACGUGUCAUGCCAUUUGGGGUGUCCUGUAUAGUUUAUGAUGAUAAUGUCGAAUACAACAGAAGUUGCUAUGAUAACAGAAAUGAAGUGGUGGUCCACCGCGAAAAAAGGUUCGGUGAAUUCGCAGGAGUAGGUAGUCUUGUGGGGGGAGUGUUUGGUCCGAUCGGUAGGGCCAUUGGUGUUGCAGUUGGACUCGUUGUGGACAUAAUAUGUAUAUUCCUUUGCGGAAAACAGGAUCCCCCGCCAGAAAAUAAACCACCGUACGUUAAAACACCGGCAAGACUUCAUUCGACGAGUACGAUAAUAGCCGGCAGCGGAAAAACAAAUGCGACCGUAUCAUGGACUGUGCCAACAUUUUAUGACAAGGAAGACGCGAAGGAAUUAAAGUACAGAACAACUCCUGCGAAUUUCCGCUCCAAUGGAAUGUAUCCAGAAGGAAGUCAUGCGGUGUUCUUCGCAGCUGAGGACAGUAAAGGGCUUCCGGUGCAGACAGGUUUGCGGUUUAAAAUAAAAGUGAUCCGCUGUGGAAGUCCGCCUUGGCCGGAAUACGGCAAACUAGACUGUACAAAUAGUGAUAAUCGUAAUAUAUUCGGUACGAAAUGCGCUUUGAAGUGUGACAGAGGAUAUAUAUCUCCACGUUCAAUGACACAGUGCACAAAGACUGGAACAUGGAAUCCAUCAAAAGCACUUGAUUGUAAACCUAUCAAAUGUCAACCGCUUCCGCCCAUUAAGAAUGGAAGAUCAUCAUGUCUGGAGGCCGCAUACAAUGAACCAUGUCAAGUUAGUUGCACCCCCGGUUUCAUGGUCAAAGGUGUAAGCCAUGUUAUGUGCGAUGCGUCUGGCAACUGGGGAACAAUGCCACAUUGCCAAGAUACACAACCCCCAAAGUUCGGCGAAGGAGAGUGUCCACGUGACAUGCAGGUUAUCAUAGACUCGCCUAACAACACUGCUUCCGUUAAUUGGGAUAUUCCUAUAGGGCAAGACAAUUCAAAUGAAGCAGUAAUUGUAACUGAAGUUCACGGUUAUAUCCCCGGAAUCAGAUUUCAGGCGGGGAACAAGACGAUUAAGUAUACUAUACGCGAUGCUGCCAACAACAUAGGGGAUUCUUGUGUCUUUAGGAUAGAAAUUCUAUCUGUAACCUGUCAACCACCUGAUCUGGAAAAGGAUGGACGAGAUAUAAUUUUAUACGACUGUCCAAAUUUGUAUACAUUGGGCGCAAACUGCACAUUAGAUUGUAAAGGCGGAUAUCCGUUGGCCGGGGUAAAUACAAUCAGUUGUUUAUUCGACAAACACAAGAAAGCACGUUGGCAUUGGGAUUCGUUUCAACCUUUUUGUAAAGAAACUAACUGCACUAAGUUGCGGGAGCCACUCAACGGAGCAAUUAGCUGCAGUGGAUGGACAUACGGGCAGAUGUGCAUAAUGCAAUGCCAGAAAGGUUUUGAUGUCCCCGCAAGUAUUGAUGGUCAGUUUGUGUGUGGCACAUCAACAGGAAAAUGGAGGCCUUCGAGUAAAGUACCAAAUUGCAAUGUUAAAACCAAAGCACAGAACAUGAAUUUGCCUUCGGAAUUUUAUUACUACACCGAUAAAUGCAACAGCUCAGAUACAAACCUUCUCGAAAUACAGGAAAAUUUUGUAAAAGCAUUAAACUCUUCGAAAUUUUUCGAGUAUUGCCGAAAUGAUCCCAAUUGCCAAGCGAAGUUUGUCGAUAUUUCAUGUGGACCAACAACAUCACGCAGGAAACGAGAUAUCCAACCACGUUCAGAUGCAAAUCUCGCAUACAUAGUUAAUUUCGAGUUUGAAUUACCAUUUAAUGUUCCUGCUGGGAAAAGUGAAUCAGAGGCGUUUGAAGAAAUCGAGAAAUUGCUCUUUCAAAUGGCUGAUGUUGUGCAAGAUGCUGUGGACAACGGUGAAUUUGAUAUGCCAGGGUUGCGCGUGAAAAGCGAUUCAUUCGCUCUUGGCAACGCGCAGUUGAAAUGUGCUAUUGGUAUGGUUGGACGACAAACAACGGGAUCUUGCGUCGGUUGCACAGUUGGACAGUUCAUGUCAACUCGAUCGGCCAGAUGCGAGGAUUGUGCGUUUGGAAGUUAUCAAGAUACGUCAAAUAGUAUUGCAUGUAAAGUUUGUCCACAUCUAACAAACACAACAUCUAUUGGUUCCACUAACAUAUCAGAUUGCAGAGCGUUUUGCCUUCCCGGGCACUAUUCACCUACCGGUCUUGCACCGUGCGCAAAGUGCCCAAGUAGCUACUUCCAGCCGUCUUCACUGGCUACUUCAUGUAAUGCGUGUCCGUCUGGUACAAGGACUAGGUCCGAAGGUGGAACAGCGAUAACAAACUGCACAGAAUAUGAUGUGAAAACACCGGAAAAUGCUGAUAUUUCUCUUGGUGUCAAUACAUCAUCGAGCGAUCUUACGGUUACAAUUUGGACAAUGUUUCGCAAAAACGUACCCCAAGGUCAACAAUUGGUUAUUGCGGGCUUAGAUAGAAUGGAGAACAUUACAAUUGACUUUAGUCAACAGCCACAAGUCAAGAUGAAAGGUAAAGCAAUAUGUACCUCCAGUCAACGUUUAAAAAGGCUCUCGUGGACUCAUGUUGGAAUUGUCAUACAGCCUUUGAGAUUGGAGGUUUUUAUAAACGGGAAAGAAAUUUGUUAUCAGACAUACCUAAAUGAUUUCAGCCAGUUGAAUAAUUUCCGUACCAUACGAUUUAUCGGAGAAACACAGUUGUCUGAAUUCUUUGUAUUUGAUCGACAAACAACUUUCCCGGAGAUGAACAUUUUAGCCGGCACUUGCCGUUCGAAUAUUUCAUCAGCAAUUAUCAACAUUGAUGAUUUGGCUGGCCAGACAGGUGUUAGGGUCAUCAUUCCUUCAAUGUGCGACGCAAUCAACGAAUGCAACAGCUCGCCCUGUGGACGAUUUGAAUGCCAAAAUCAGAUUGGAGGGUUCAAAUGUUUCUGUAGUGGUGGUUUUUCUGGGAGACAAUGUGAGAUUCCCCCGAACUUUUGUGGUGAUUCUGAAUGCAAGAAUGGUGCAACGUGCCAAAAUGACGUCAGUAAUUACACGUGCAUAUGCCCCUUCGGCUUUUACGGACAGAUAUGUGAACAAAAAGCUGUCAAUGGAAACUGGUCGGCUUGGUCCGGGUUUACGGCUUGUUCGGUCACGUGUGGAGGGGGCUUCAUGACGAGGUUGCGAACAUGUGACAGCCCCAAGCCGGACCCGGAAGGGAUGCCAUGCGAGGGAAAUAACACUGAAACAGAGAUAUGCAACGUUGAUGAAUGCCCAAGUUGCAGACGUUUGAGACGCUCAAAAGGGAUCUUCAUACAAUGUAAUGAGUCUCAGGAGUUACAAAGCUGUACAAUCGGUUGCAGGCCUGGACUUUACUUCGCUGAUCCUCCGUUGCCCGUGUAUGAGUGUGGACUUGCUACAGGUUAUAAGUGGAAUCACGAAAACGAAAACAACCCAACAGGCCGCUUACAAUCUUGUUCAGAGCUUAAGCCUCCAUCCCAAACGGGGGCAAUUUUUGAUGGUCAUUAUGACACCAUCCCUUGCAAUGAAAAGAACAUAGAAAGGGUAAAAUUGGAAAUGACAUCCAAACUGUCCCAGAUGGACUGUGUAAAAUCUGGUCAUUGUAUUGCUGAGAUGAAAGCAGAAGAGUGCACGGGUAUGAGAAAAAGACGGCCCAAUAGAAACGGAAUUUCUCUCUCGAUCCUGAUGAAGUCUUCUGGACCUCUGUCUAACGACAGUUUCAAUAUCGUUGACGUGAUGAAAAAUACAUCGGAACCAACGUCAAAGCUUAUAGAUUUUAUCAAACAAACUAUUGAGCUUGAGAAAACUGCGCAGAAAUUAGUCAACGAGUCGGUGGACUUUUUCCAAGUUACAAUCGAUCAUCAAAGCCAUACCGUUGCCCCAGGACCUAAUGGACUCACAACAUCUCCUCACGUUUUUUGUCCAAAGGGAACAGCUCCGUUAGAAGUAUUCUGUGCGGAAUCUCCAAUUGGUACGUUUUCCGACGGAAAAUCUGUAAUCAUGUGUCCAACCGGGCAAUACCAGGACGAAAAGGGUCAGGAAUCGUGCAAGUUCUGUCCAAAAGGCACGACCACUGAAGGAAUAGGGUCAAUUAAUGUAACAGACUGCAAACCAAUAGAGACAGAAACGCAACCUGAAAAGAAGAAGCCCAAUACGCCAGAUGACACGGUUUCGUCGGCAUUAAAGAUCGGGGUGGGUGUUUCAUUGUCCAUACUGUUGUUGGUGAUGUCUGCGCUCAUCACUGUAAUUGCAAGGAAGAAAUGCCGCAGGAGAGAUCGUGACGAUCAUGUGGAAUUAAAUGAUGCCGAUGUUCCGUUUGAGAUACAGUCUCAACCGGAUUUUGAAAAGUCCGAUCUAUAGACAAAAAUAUGACUACUCUUUUUCGUUUCAUUUCGUUUUUUUCUGGAUUUUAAUAUAGAUAUUAUAUAAGUCGCAUUCGAUUUGAGGACUUUCAACACAAUCAAGGCAUGAUUUGAUAAUAAACGACUGUAAGUUUUUGAAAAGUAUGUAUAGGAAAAUGAUAGAGUAAGUUUUCAGCAUGACUAUUGAUGUAAAUCGUCUUGUUUUCAAUAUCGCUUAUUAAGCAACAUAUAUCAUGCCAGUCCUUAACUUUGAUGUGUAUCCAUUGGUGUAUUUUUGUAUAUUUCUAUCACAUUACAGUGUAUGUAAUAAGUGUAUACUACCGAUUAUUGUUUGCGUUAUUGAAUCAUUACCAUAGGCUGUGAGUACGAAAUUAUGUACAUAUUGAUUAUGUAAAAUUUAUGUUUGCUUUCAUCCUGCAUUGUUUUCUUUUCUGUAAGUAAGUUUGUGUAAAAAGUACAGUUCUAUUCGCUGAGUAAGAAAGAAAGGCUUGCCAACGCUGUAUCAAAAUGUCAUACAGUGUAUGUUUGAACAAAAAUAGUUAUAAUAGAUUUGACGUUUCAAAAAAAUAGGGUUAUAAGUGCUGCGUUUUGAUUCGAGAGGAUACGACCCAUAUCAAACACAGUACUAAUUACUCGUAUGCAUUACUAGUUUAAAUCACUUUAUGACAUGAUACUAAAAUACAUUUUAAUGAAGCACGAUUGUUUUUUUAAUAACGUCAUAUAAACAUCGCGAAUUGACACUUGUUUUGACCAUGACAUUCAGUGAAGUGGAAUUAAAUUGUAUACGUCUUCUUGAUUUACAUCUGUUCCAGACUGUUCUAUGUACUAAAAACAGUAUAGAACUCAAGUGUUUCGACGAAUUUUUAAUAUUUUGUGUGUUAUUUAAACUGAAAAAACUAAAUUAUACGGAGACUAAUUAACUUAUUAUAAUAAUUUUUUGCAAGAAAGCAAAUUGAUUGAUUUUACCUCAUAUGUAAACGAAAAAGUUCUAGUGCUCCGAAACUCUCGGUUUGAAUGUCUCAAAACAGUACCAGAUACAGUAAGAACAGUAUAGAACUCAAGCGACGGUAUGUUUGUGAUUUGUGUUUUUAUUUUGUGUUUGUUGAGGUUAAGUAUUACACAUUGUAAAGUGGUGACUGUUUCUUUGUGCUAUGUAUACAUUGUUUUCAUUGUGUUAUUUGUCAUAAUGUCAUUACUCUAAAUAGCACUUCAUGUUGCUUAAUAUAUAUGUUGCAUGGCAUACUUACUUUUAUAGUUAAUAUUUGUACAAUGUUUUCUUAUAUUUUUGGUAUUUUUCUAAUUAAAUUUUUUAUUUAGAUUUAUUUGUGAAAAUGUGCAAAUUACCUUUAUUCAACUUAUACAAUUCUGCUUAUGAAUA
Molecule: messenger RNA, 6029 nt
Organism: Mya arenaria
Lineage: Eukaryota; Metazoa; Mollusca; Bivalvia; Myida; Myidae
Exons: 28
Coding region: 99-4649 (1516 amino acids)
Biological process (GO): Notch signaling pathway
Molecular function (GO): calcium ion binding; Notch binding
Source: RefSeq, a predicted model, not a curated record